Linum trigynum is the source of this 1989-nucleotide messenger RNA. Lineage: Eukaryota; Viridiplantae; Streptophyta; Magnoliopsida; Malpighiales; Linaceae. The record is from the annotation of a GenBank genome assembly.
AUGGUAGAAAAGCACCUUCAAAGGUUCUCCCAAACACUUCAAACCAACAAACCCAUGGCCACUCACGACCUCGAGGAAGCCGCAGGGCAGUCCCAUGGUCGCGACGGCGGCCAAAACUCAUCCCAGUGGGUGCUGGAGAGUCCAGCACCCCCGGGAAUCUUCAAGGCGACUGUAGAUUCUCUGAAGGAGAGUUUCUCCCUCAGGAACUAUACCCGUCGCCCCGGUCUCGAGCUGCUCGAGUCGGUGUUUCCCGUGCUCUCCUGGGCCAAAGGCUACAGGAUCGGGAUGUUCAAGAAGGACCUCAUGGCCGGCCUCACACUCGCCAGCCUCUGCAUUCCUCAGAGCAUUGGGUACGCGACGCUCGCCAAUCUGGAUCCACAGUACGGUCUCUAUACAAGCGUGAUCCCGCCGCUGAUCUACGCGGCGAUGGGGACGUCGAGGGAGAUGGCGAUCGGGCCGGUCGCCGUGGUGUCGCUGCUGAUAUCGUCGAUGGUGCAGAAGCUUCAGGACCCGUCAGCGAACCCGGUGGCUUUUCGGAACCUCGUGCUGACGACGACUCUGUUCGCCGGGAUUUUCCAGGCAGGGUUUGGGAUGUUCAGGCUGGGCUUCCUCGUCGAUUUCUUGUCCCACGCCGCCAUUGUCGGGUUCAUGGCCGGAGCGGCGAUCGUCAUCGGGCUCCAGCAGUUGAAAGGGCUGCUGGGGAUCUCUCACUUCACUAAUAAGACUGAUGUCGUCUCUGUCGCCGGAGCUAUUUGGAAGGCCGUUCACCAAUCUUGGAAUCCGUACAAUUUCAUCCUGGGAUCUGCCUUCUUGUGCUUCAUCCUCAUCACCAGAUUUGUGGGUAGGAAGUACAAGAAGCUCUUCUGGUUGGCUGCCGUUUCACCUCUAAUCUCUGUCGUCGCGUCGACUCUCAUAGUUUACCUGACAAAAGCUGAUGAGCAUGGAGUGAAGAUCAUUAAGCACAUCAAAGGCGGCUUAAACCCUAGCUCGGUGCACCAGCUACAGCUCAACGACCCACAUCUAGGAGAAGUUGUCAAAAUUGGUCUCGUCGUCGCCGUUAUUGCUCUCACUGAAGCGAUUGCGGUGGGGCGGUCGUUCUCCACCAUGAAAGGCUACAACAUCGACGGGAACAAGGAAAUGGUCGCCAUUGGCUUCAUGAACAUUGUUGGUUCCUUCACCUCUUGCUACGUCGCCACAGGUUCGUUCUCUCGCAGCGCGGUGAAUUUCAGCGCGGGCUGCGAGACCGCGGUGUCCAAUGUGGUGAUGGCGGUAACGGUAAUCCUGUGCCUGGAGCUGUUCACCAAGCUGCUCUACUACACUCCCAUGGCGAUCCUGGCAUCGAUCAUCCUGUCGGCUCUGCCAGGGCUUAUCGACUUGCAUGAAGCGGUCAAGAUCUGGAGGAUCGACAAGUUGGAUUUCCUCGCCUGCCUCGGAGCCUUCCUAGGCGUCCUGUUUGCUUCUGUCGAGAUCGGUCUCCUAGUCGCGGUGGGGAUAUCGUUUGUGAAGAUAAUCCUAAUCUCGAUUCAGCCUGGGGCUGAGAUUCUAGGCAGGAUUCCUGGGACUGAGGUGUUUUGUGACGUUCACCAAUACCCAAUGGCAAUUGAGACUCCUCCGGCUCUUACAAUCCGCGUCAAGUCAGGAUUGCUUUGCUUUGCAAAUGCCAAUUUUGUCAAGGAAAAGAUCCUGAAAUUGGCGACUGAAGUGGAUGAGAAGAGUGACAAAGUGAAUGGGAGAAGGAACAUUCAGCUGGUUGUUCUUGACCUAUCUAAUCUGAUGAACAUCGACGUCUCGGGAAUCGCAUCGUUGGAAGAACUACACAAGAAUCUUAUCUCCAAGGGAGUGGAGUUGGCCAUCUGCAACCCAAGAUGGGAAGUUAUCCACAAGCUAAAGGUGGCUAACUUUGUGAGCAAGCUCGGUGGGAAGGUGUUUCUGACUGUUGGAGAAGCCAUUGAUGCAUGCCUUAGUGCUAAAGUUAUGGCUGUCAUUUGA